CGAGCCUAAUCCAAACUUUUGGAUGGCCUUGAAACCUUAGAUGCUGUGGAUAUUUCGGGUUCUCCCCAAAGUCCAAUCGUCUCUCUCUGGAAGUGGGAGAACAUUUGGGAUUUUGUGCCAUUUCCCCAAGAUUUCCCCGAAAUUUUCUACAGCGGCUUCUCCAAAAUUGAGAGAUUGGGAUAUCCGGCAAGACGACAAUUUAUGAACGAAUCAAUCAGUUAUCAUCAUCGCAGCCAGUUGUACAGUGAUACUGAAGUUCGCACAUAGAAAUGGGUGUCCACUCAUAUUCAUCUUUGUUUGAAUAUCUCAAAAAUGUUGGUGUUCAUAUGCUUGACGAACUGUACACUCAUCCUCCAACAUGUCUUGUCGUUUUUAGAGAAUUACCUGAACUAGCGAAACAUUUUGUCAUGCGACUUUUAUUUAUUGAACAACCAAUACCGAAAUCCAUUGUCUUUGGGUGGGUUGAAAAGGGUUCUAGUGCACUUCUAAAUGACUCAUGUAAAGCUUUGACUGAUUUGAGAAUAUGGCAUUCUACAGACAGUAAUGUUUCUCGAGGCUCUUGGUCGUUAAAUAAAAAGUAUCAAGAGUCGAUUCGGAUAUCACUGUUUGGAGGUGGAAAACCCUUACUUGGAGAUUUAGGCAUAGUGACAAACGAUAAGUACUCAAAAAGUGUUGACUUUUUAAAAUCGUAUGCAGCUGAACGUUGGGAUGCUAUACUUCACUUUAUGGUAGGUUCUGAAUCAGCGGAAGUUGGAAGUGUUGUGAAGGAUGUCCUUUUAUUGUCCAAUUUAAUGAAAUGUGAAGGUAAUGAUUGUCCAAUCGGUAUCACAAAGCAUGGGUUCCAUUUCUUGCUUAUGAGUCGACAGUUUCAAGUGCUAGUUUUCAUCCUGCACUACUUUGACUACUUAAAGAGCUAUCCAGUAGAGGCACUGAGUACUGCCCAACAGGAAGUAUUACAACAUAUGCGCGAACUCGGCUUAGCUUAUCAACGAAAGCGUACAGCGCCUCGUUUUUAUGUAACUCCUCUUGCUUUGGAUGUAGCUGGAGGUCAUACUACUUUCUUGGAAAGUAAAUCAGGUGGAUGGGGUCCACAAUUAGGAGUUAUUCCUACUGGUGUCUCAAAAACAGAUCCCACCGAUGGCAACAAAAUGUUUUCGCAAAUUUCAGUAUCGAAUUCUUCUGAUGUUGGUUAUAUUUUGCUAGAAACCAAUUUCCGACUAUACGCCUAUACUGAUUCACCGCUUCGUACCGCUCUUCUUAGUUUAUUUAGCAAAAUACGUGCACGUUUUCCUAAUCUUGUUGUUGCUGAUAUAACUCGUGACUCAGUUCGUGAAGCAUUAAUUCGUGGAAUAACUGCAAAUCAGAUUCUAUCUUUCUUAACAACUAAUGCACAUCCAGAUAUGUUAUUACAGAAUCCUAUAUUACCGCCUACUUUAACCGAUCAAAUACGACUAUGGGAAUUAGAACGAGAUAGAUUUCUAUUUCAAGAAGGCUGUUUGUAUGAACAAUUCUCUCGGAAUACAGAUUUUGAAAUGGUUCGGGAUUAUGCUAAAAACAUUGGUGUUUUACUCUGGGAAAAUCCUGAACGAAGACUUAUGGUUGUGUCUAAAGCAGGUCAUGAAGAUGUACGGAAAUUUUGGAAACAUAAACGUCCAUCCUAAAACUUUGUCACUGUUCAAUUUUCUUUUUCUACUCCAGAUUAUAUGUACAUAUAUAAUUAGACAUUUUCAUUUUUAUUCUAACAGUAUUUGUUGAAGAAUGAUUUUUCAGCAAAACUCCAUGAUUUGUUAUUUUUAAACUUAAAACUCUGCUACUUCCGUUUUUUAACCAGUUUGAUGAAAUAUCUAGAGAAGUCACGCAGCAAUAAUAGUUAAACAAGAUAUUCAUAUACAUGGAAUAAAAUGAAAACUUGUUUAGCUUACUUGUUUACUUUCGUCACAGUGUUUGUCCUCUUAUUUUAGGAAGUUCUUAUCGAAAUAAGGUUUAGUAAGCUUCCAUUAUUGGAUUCGUGCGACUAGGUUUUGGUAUAUAAAUAUAUGACCUUCCACAGUCAAUGUACAUAAUUUUUACUAUAAAGAUUUUUAUUCCAGAAACUAUUACGACGAGUGCAUUAAUUCCAUUUCAGUAAUUAUAAUUCAAUUUGUAAUACAAUCAGUGAAGUUAAAACUUCUGAUGGACGAAUUUCUUACCAGUGAGUGACUACGCAACUGAACUUCAACACUAUUAUUGAAUAAUUACUAAAUCCAAUUAAAAGAUGUUGUUUACAACUUACUUGGAUAUGCAUUAAAAUCAAAUAGCAGUUGACACUUGUUCUACCGAAACUCUUGAUUUCAUAGUUGAUCAAAUCUUUGUUUUUAAUUAAAUUUACACAGAGAUGUAUUUAAAUAUAGCUUUCUAACUGCA
Molecule: messenger RNA, 2403 nt
Organism: Schistosoma intercalatum
Lineage: Eukaryota; Metazoa; Platyhelminthes; Trematoda; Strigeidida; Schistosomatidae
Source: the annotation of a GenBank genome assembly